Echinostoma caproni is the source of this 426-nucleotide messenger RNA. Lineage: Eukaryota; Metazoa; Platyhelminthes; Trematoda; Plagiorchiida; Echinostomatidae. The record is from the annotation of a GenBank genome assembly.
AUGGCUCGAAUAAAUUUUUCCAUUUGUUUCCCACAUCAGAAUUGGACGCAACUUUGUCGCUUGGACAGUGAUGGAGACGGACUGACCAACGGUCAGGAACUUGGUGAUCCAAACUGUGAAUGGACAAAAGGUCAAACUCCUAGUCGCACCACUAAUCUGUCACAUCCGGGUGUUUGUACGCCGGUGAACAGCUUGAGAUGCAAGCAUUUGCACAUUUGUGCUGGUUUGGAAAAUUCGACCGGUUUGGCAGAUGAGACACAUCCACUGGAUAUCGUCGUCAAGUAUACAACUUCAGAUGAUGCUUUUUUCAAGACGACCGUUGUACUGGUCGUGUUUUUGACAAUGGUAAAACUCAUUGGAUGUCCCGAAUUGAAAUACCGGAUAGCCAAUGGUAACUGGCCGUAUUGCAAAUCGCCUGAGGUUUAA